This is a messenger RNA of Gasterosteus aculeatus aculeatus (three-spined stickleback), 7275 nucleotides long. It is a transcript of the gene dennd4c, whose product is annotated as DENN/MADD domain containing 4C. Lineage: Eukaryota; Metazoa; Chordata; Actinopteri; Perciformes; Gasterosteidae. Gene Ontology annotation, biological process: regulation of Rab protein signal transduction. The record is from RefSeq and is a predicted model, not a curated record. Gene Ontology annotation, cellular component: cytoplasmic vesicle. Gene Ontology annotation, molecular function: protein binding.
UCCUGUUUUGUCAGUGUGCUGUACGAGGGAAAGGAGCGUCUAAUCCAGGGCUGCGAGGUCAUCCAGGCGACGCCGUACGGCCGCUGCGCCAACGUCAACAACAGCUCGGCCACCUCGCAGCGCAUCUUCAUCACCUUGCGCCGGGCGCCGCCCGUCCAGCCGCAGAACUCCCUCGCCGUGACGGACAUCUGCGUCAUAGUCACGAGUAAAGGGGAGAUACCGCCGCAUACCUUUUGCAAGGUGGACAAGAACCUCAACUGUGGCAUGUGGGGCUCAAACGUGUUCCUGUGUUACAAGAAAUCCGUAUCUGCGUCCAACUCCAUCAGUUACAAAGCCGGCCUCAUCUUUCGUUACCCAGAAGAGGACUACGAGUCUUUUCCUCUGUCCGAGUCUGUCCCACUGUUUUGUUUGCCCAUGGGCGCCAAGAUCGAGUGUUGGGCACCGAACACGCGUGACCCUUUGCCCGUCUUCUCCACGUUUGUCUUGACCAUUUCGUCUGGUGAAAAGGUGUAUGGAGCAGCCAUCCAGUUCUACGAGUCGCAUCCGCUGGAUCAGUUAAGCGAGAAGCAGAAGAUCCAGCUGGGCCUGCUCACCACGGUGGAGAAGAAGGUGAUCCCCAACCGGCCAGUAAACAGCAAUAAGUGCAUCUGCCUGCUCUCCCGCUGGCCCUUCUUUGAGUCCUUCCGCAAGUUCUUGAUGUUCCUCUACAAGCUGUCCGUCUCCGGCCCUCACCAUCUGCCUAUCGAAAAGCACAUCGCGCACUUCAUGCACAAUGUGUCAUUUCCUUCCCCUCAAAGGCCAAGAAUAUUGGUCCAGCUCUCGGCACAUGACACCUUGAUCCUCUCCCAGCCUGUGUGUACGCCCUUGCCACUCAGCGGGGCGGACUACGGCACUCUGCUGAUGAACCUGGGCUCGGAGAACUGCGCCACCCUGCUGCACUUUGUCCUGCUGGAGAGCAAGAUCCUGCUGCACUCGCUCCGGCCCGCCGUGCUCACCGGAGUGGCAGAAGCCGUGGUGGCUAUGAUCUUCCCCUUCCAGUGGCAGUGUCCCUACAUCCCCCUCUGCCCGCUCUCCCUGGCGGGCGUCCUCAAUGCCCCCUGUCCCUUCAUAGUGGGCGUGGACUCCCGCUACUUUGACCUUUACGACCCCCCGCCGGAUGUCGUCUGUGUGGACCUGGACACCAACACUAUCUACCUUUCAGACGAAAAGAGACACAGCAACUGGAAGAAUCUGCCAAAGAAGCCCUGCAAGAGUCUCAUUAACGCACUGAGUAACCUGCACCACCAGCUGGCCACUGUUUCAGUACGUCAAACCCCACAGGACGACUCUGCAGUGGACAUGACCCCCAUCGAGGCGGACUUCACCUGGCACAAGAAGAAGACCGCGCUGGAGAUGGAAAUCCAGGAGAACUUCCUCCGCUUCAUGGCUUCCAUCCUCAGGGGCUACCGCAUCUACCUCAAGCCCAUCACACAGGCGCCCUCCGAAAAGGCCACGGCCGCAGACUCCCUCUACGACCUGCAAGGGUUUCUCAAAAGCAGAGACCGAGCCCACCAGAAGUUCUACUCCCAGCUCACCAAGACCCAGAUAUUCAUCCGCUUCAUUGAGGAGUGCACCUUCGUCAGUGACAAAGACACUGGUCUGGCCUUUUUUGACGACUGCGUCGAGAAGCUUUUUCCCUCUGAUAAAAUCAGCGACAAGGGCACCAAGGUUGAAGGGGAGUCAUUUGAGGACACGAGACUGCUGGAGCUGGACGAGUCCCAGAAGAGUGAACACACAGUUUUCGUCAUGCCUCCUGAGCCUCCAGUGGGCGAUGGAACUGAACAUUCCCCCAGAUACACCUACAAAAGUUUCCCCAGGCUGCACAUGGAGCUGUUCGACCGCCCGAGGGAGUUCCGCCCGGCGCUCAGCAGCAGAGCGGCGGGGGCCAGUCUGUGCAGCAGCCCCGCCCUCCUGGCCAAGAGGACGAAGCAGGAGAUCAAGCUCGCGUACAAGAUGGCCAAGCGUUUCUACUCCAACCCCCCGCUGUGGGCCCGCUGCAUGUUCAGUCACUGCUACAGCCUGUGGUUCAUCUGCCUGCCGGCCGCUGUGCGGCUCUCCAAGUCCAAAAGCCGCGCCAUGCAGCAGGCGUACUACGUCCUCCUGAAGAUGAGGACCACCGAGGUGGAGGUGCUGGAUGAGGUGUGUUACCGAGUGGUGAUGCAGCUCUGUGGUGUAUGGGGUCUCCCCGUCAUGGCCGUGCGAGUCCUGGUUGAGAUGAAGAAAGCUGGAGUGCAUCCGAACGCCAUCACAUAUGGAUACUACAACAAGGCCGUCUUGGAGAGCCCGUGGCCCAGCAGGAACCGCAGCGGCCUCUUUAUGUGGACCAAAGUUCGUAACGUGCUUCGUGGAGUGGCGCAGUUCAAGCACUCGCUGGACCGGACCCCUUCCAGUAAGGACCCCCCCACAGCCGCAUCAAUAGGGGGUUGCGCCGUCACCGACGCUGACCGUUUGAGUCACGGAAGUGCCGGCAGCUCGAGUGAGGUCAACGGGGAGGAACACGACCUGUUUGCCGGCAGCCACGGCAUGGAAAGCACACCAGACAACCACUCCAGCACAGGACGCCAGUCCGACCAAGGCUACGGCUCCAAGGAUGAGUUGCACCAGGAGCUUUUGCAUUCAGCUGUCCUCUCCGCCGAGGAGAGGAACCAUUCCAGAGCGCAGCACAACGGAGGUGACAUUGCUGGCUCAGUGGACAGUGCUGUCGCAGUUGCAGACGUCCUCGGUUCUGUUGAUGUCCCGUCACCUGUCCCCAGUAUUGUGAAGCUGUCCACGGGGAGCUUUGAUAGUGGCAGGGAAACGGGUCCGGGGAAGCUGUUCAGAAGAAACAGCAAGGCCGAUCGCGUGUCUCUCCCUGAAGACGACGCCUCACUGCCCUCGGGGGAUGUAGCUAACCAACCCCAACAGCAGCGGCAAAAGUCCUUCGCCGAGCGCAGCUGUAGCUUCAGCGCUGAGACGCGCGCCGGGAUGCUCCUCGAGAAAGGCGUGGACCACAUGGCCAGUCAGAUGGGUGCCGAUGCCCGAAUCCUGGCUGCAGCGCUCUGCGCAGGUCAAAGUCCGCCCCCCAAUAGUGUGUCCAAAGCCCUUUUUAAAGACCUGGAGGAAGAGCCUGAGGACGACCAGGGCUUGAUAUCAGUGAAGCUGCCAGAGGAGGAGGGAGAAGCAGCAGCGGAGGGGCAGGAGAUGGAUGUGGACGUGACUGAGUUAAAAAAGGUCCAUCGAGAGAGGAAGAACACUGAAACAAACGGGGAGGACCCUGGGCUGCGGGGGCCAACCUUGGAAAGAGCUGACGUGGAGGCAGGCGCCGACCCGCUUUCCCUGCUGGUGACGGAGAGCGACGAGUCGGCCUCCGUCAGCAGCCAGGAGCCCCCGCGCUCCGUGCCCGCCGUGGUGUCCCGCAACCUGGCCGAAGAGAUCGAAAUGUACAUGAGCCUGAGGGGCCCCACGGGCGUAAAGUCCUCCAGCAUGGAGCUCCAGGAGUCCCAGGGAGACUCCGCCGACCCGCCGGGAUCCAAACAGCCUUUGGAGCGCCGGUGCAGCCUCCCCGUGCCGCCUGUCAAAACUCCAACCGGCUCCCCGGGCGAUACGCCCAAGCGCAGCCCGGCGCCCGUGACGCGCUCCAAGACCUUCGCGGCAAAGACAAAGACCGUCGCCGCCACCGGCGGCGCAGCGCGUAGCCCAGGCCCUCGAUCGUCCUCGCUGACGGCGCUGGUCAAGUCCUCCCAGGGAGGGUCGUUGGGCUCGGUCAUCAACUCCUUUUCAGGCAUCAAGAUGGACCACCUCUUGUCGGGACCUAAGAUUGAUGUGCUCAAGUCCGGCAUGAAACAGGCAGCAAAUGUGGCCAGCAAAGUGUGGGGAGCGGUCGCUUCGGCUUACUCCUACUCGGAUGACGAGGAAGAAGCGGCUCAGGGUGGCGGCGGUUUCCCGUCCCAUCUGGAUGAACACAUGCUGGCUGCGAGUGACGCGGAUGAGAGCCCCGAGAGAGGAGCCAUCCCGGGCUUGGUGUCCAACGGCCUCAACCAGAGCCGCACCAGCCUGGGCAGCAGCAGUGGCAGCAGCGACACGGGCCGGGGCGUUACCACACAUCCACUUCCCGGACGAGCAGGGAGGGGUCCGGACUCUGAGCAGAGCUCCUCGCAUCACGCCUCCUCCUCGAGCAUUUACCAGAACUGUGCCCUGGAGGUGCUGAUGUCCAGCUGCUCCCAGUGCCGCUCUUGUGAAGCCCUGGUGUACGACGAGGAGAUAAUGGCGGGCUGGACGGCCGACGACUCCAACCUGAACACCAACUGUCCCUUCUGUCGCACGGCCUUCCUUCCGUUACUGCACGUCGAGUUUCACGACUUGCGAGCUAUGACCGGGUUCUACAUGAACCCCGGUGCCUCAGGAGACAGUAUCCACAGCACCAGCAACCAUCCCACAGGCAGCAGCUCCGCUGACAUUAAGACAUCGGACCUUAUUACUUUCCCCGAAGAGGAACCCAGGGAGACUCCAGACAAACUGCCUGUUGCACAGAAGAGUGUGGUCCCAGAGCCGGUGCAGCCGGACCCCUUGGGUCUCCUGGAGCACCAGGCGGCGGGGAAGCAGCGCAGCAGCAGUGUGACGUCACUGACGCGCAGCAACAGUGUCGGGGGUCCGCUGCAGAGCCUGGACUACUCCCAGAGACCCGGACACGGCGUCUCCACCACCAGCCUGCCCUGCAGCCUGCAGGCGGCGUCGGACGGCAUGGGGACUAAAAUGGCGAACCCUAAGCCUGUAUCCGUUCCGUACCUCAGCCCCUUGGUGCUGCGCAAGGAGCUGGAGACCCUGUUGGAGAACGAGGGCGAUCGGGUGAUCUACACCCACAAGUUCCUCAGCCAGCACCCAAUCAUCUUCUGGAAUCUGGUUUGGUAUUUCCGUCGCCUGGACCUUCCCACUCACCUACCUGGCCUCAUUCUUACCUCUGAACACUGUAACAAGGGCGUACAGCUGCCCCUGACGUCGCUGUCCCAGGACAGCAAGCAGGUGUACGUCCAGCUCCUGUGGGACAACAUCAAUCUACACCAGGAACACGGAGAGCCGCUCUACCAGCGCUGGAGGACCUUGUUGGAGAAGAAGGGGAUGCUGGCACCGACGGACCACCACGAGAUUCGUACCCUCCUCAACACGAUUGUUCGCAACAUCCAGACCAACGACAUCUACGGGCCGAUCAACCUGCUGAUCCGAGAGAUCAAACGGCGCCCAGAGGGUGUCAAAAGGCAGAGGAGUAUCUAUAGAGAAAUAUUGUUCCUCUCACUGGUGGCGUUGGGGAAGGAGAACAUCGAUGUCGAGGCCUUCGACAGGGAGUACCGCUCGGCCUACGACGAACUGAGCGCCGAGCAGCUCAAGUCUCUGCACCUCAUCGACCGCCCGCCCAGCCCCAGCGUCCAGUGGUGCCUCAAAUGCUUCGGGACCCCGGUCAUCUGACCACACACGUACACAUACCUGCGGCACAGACGGAAUCUUGACUGGUAAAAGUGCGACAGAAGGAGGGAAGGACAUGCGGCGUGAGCGCAGAAUGGUUUCAUGUUCACUUGCGUCUAAUUGCCGAAUCAUGAUAUAUGGUACAACCCAUCAUCGGCUUUUUUUUCUUCUUUUUUUUCCUUCAUUUCUUUUAAACAACCUUCUGAUUUUUUUUUUUCCCCCACAGAGGCUUUCCAAGCAGCUAUUUACAGGAGGGACUGUUUAUUUAAAUGGUUUGGAGAGCUGCAGUGAAUUCUUUAGGACUAGCUGAUGUGUGCUUCUCCACAUAUGGUGUAUAGAAUUAUAAAACACUGUACAGAGUGUGUGUGUGUGUGUGUGUGUGUGUGUGUGUGUGUGUGUGUGUGUGUGUGUGUGUGUGUGUGUGUGUGUGUGUGUGUGUGUGUGUGUGUGUGUGUGUGUGUGUUUUAGCCUCUUGUCCACUUAACCUAAUUCUGUCUGAGCUGUUUCCACAUUACAUCAGUCAAAGUUCUUUGAGACUGUGUACGCAGCCUGACUGUUUUUUUCGUGCACUUUUUGAAGGAAAUCAAGUCCUCAACUGUCUUUUUGUACAUAUUGUUUAGUUGUGAGUGGGGGGGGGGGGGUGGAAACAGGGAUUGCCUAGAUGCCUCUACUGUUUUUGGAAUCCGAGUCUUAAUGAAUGUUCGUUUGUUUCAUUGUAAAUGCAGAGGUUGAGAACACGGCUCUUUGUCUGUGUAAAUAUGCAUCGGGAGCACACAGGUAAAUGGGCGAGGACUGAGGACAAUCACUAAUUAUCAAUCACUAAAAUCGAUUCUACAACAUUCCAGAUGCCUUGCAUUCAAAACAUGUCUUAAAGAAGCACAACAGGUUAACAUCAUCCAAUUUGAAGGAAGAGAGUAUAUUUAAAAAAAAGCCCAAUCCCCACAGUUUAAACAAAGACACGCGUGUUGUCUUUCGAGGACUGACGGCUCGGGGGACCCGGUGUUUGAGAAGUCAAUCCAACUUCUGGUUUUAAUAACUGCAUCUUUUUUAACAGCGAUAUACUAUACUCGUUCAGCUAAAAUAACUCAUUGUAACGUUGAAUAAGAACUGUAACCCACACGUAAUUGAGGCUAGUCGGCUAAUCUAGCAUAGGACGAACCAGGUUGUCUUUUUUUUUAUUGGGUAUACUAGUGAAAGACAAUGUUUUUAUGUUCACACACAGUGGCUUCAGAUGUUAGUGGUAAUUAGAGCUUCAUGCUGCAAGAGGCUUCUUAAGUACUGCCAACACUGUGAUUAAUAAAGCAGCAGUUUUACAAUAUGACAUUCCAAUAAAUGCAGAAAUGGACAGGGGGAAAGUGGAGUGCUGUGAUGAACUGUUGGGACGUGGGUUUGACUUGGUACAGAAAUGACAUAUACAAUGUAUCAAUUAAAAGCUGACCUUUGACCCAGGGUGAGGAUGAAAUGAGACCACAUUAAAGUCGUGAGCAGGCGGUAAUCUCUGCUCAGUAACGAAGCAAAAUUCUCAAUUAUUUAUUUAUGUAUCAUUGGCGUUUGGACUGCAGAUAGUCCGACGCAGCAUUUUUAUGACUAACAACUCUCCCUUCCCCUUUUUAAUCCGUCUUAAAGGUUUUCCCAUUUUGUUGUGAAUUUGUAAAUCUUACCUUCACAUGGCUGAGGAGGUACAGAAGAGACUGUUCAACAAUACAUUAAGUGACCUCUUACCGUCCUGUGGAAAGGAAUUGAAUGUCUUCACUUAUGUGCGCUGCAAUAAACGAAUUUGUGAUCUGAUUAAAAACCAAA